UAAUGCCGUUGGCUCAUCAGUGCUCUGUAAUAGAUCACUCAUUCAGCUUGGAAAUGCGUCUAGCAGCACUAUUAUCUGUGCUUGGUUUUUGCCUGGCUUACGUCGCAGCAGCCAAUUCGUUCGAAGAUCAUCAUGCACCGUAUGGCUUCUAUCAUCCGUAUUACUUUCAUCCGUACUAUUCUCCGAAUCGUGUACGUAUCGAUGCACUGCGCACUUUAGCGCUAGGAAUGGGAGGUGGGUUCACGGCGGCUCUUCCCAGGCCGUCGGUAACGAUGAUUAGGAUUGUGACGACGACAGUCACUUGCUCAUUGUCAGUCACCAACAAGUGCGCCGCUCGUCAAGCAUCAGAGAUGCCGUCAGAAAUACUCGAAGAACCCGCAAGACCCGGGCGACCGGCAGUCGCUUCUACUAGUGACAGAUAUGAAGAAGUAGACGAUACCACUGAACAGUUUCCUAUUGCUCCGUCUACCGUUCAAGAAGUUGAGGCUACGCAACUACCAGCCCGAGAGGCUCGAGCUGCUGACCCGCAGUGGUUGAUUCCUCCAAAAUUCGACUAUCGAGCCCAUGAGAUCGAGCCUGCUUUCCACAGCGAUCCGUACAAUCUUCCUGUUGUUGUGCCGUUCAACAGACGAUAUUACGUGCCUGCUCAACAACGUCAGUUUGGAUUCAUAACAAACCUCUUCACUAUAACGAAGAUGGGGACUUCCUUUACUGUCAAGACUUCCACUUUGGUCCCGUCCUGCUCUGCGGCUGGAAAACUUCCCCAAUGUCCAAAUGGCCAAUAACGCGACCCGCAAAUUGAAAUAAGCGGAAAAAAUUUUACUUUAUCGAUUUAAUAGCAAUUAUUAAUAUAUGUAUUUGGUACUUUGAUUGCAACUGAUGAUAUAAACUUUUUAAAAUC
Molecule: messenger RNA, 901 nt
Organism: Daphnia pulex (common water flea)
Lineage: Eukaryota; Metazoa; Arthropoda; Branchiopoda; Diplostraca; Daphniidae
Exons: 3
Coding region: 3-785 (260 amino acids)
Source: RefSeq, a predicted model, not a curated record